UCAACAACAACAACACCACCACCCCAGCCAUCCCCAUCCUCAUCGCCCUACCCCUUCGCCGCAGCCCCCGACAUCGUCCGCUCCCACCAGAAAGACGCCUACUUCACCGGCAACCUCGCAAACUCCCUCACCGACCUCCACCGCCGCCUCUUCGGCGCCCGCUCCGCCCACGCCCUCGCCCCGGAGCUCCGCACCGCCGCCUCCCUCCUCUACUUCGGCCUCACCACCCUGCCCGGCAACCGCACCCUCGGCGAGGAGUACUGCGACCUCGUCCAGGUCGACGCCUCGGCCCGCCUCGCCCUCCCCGCCUUGCCCUCCCGCGCCGCCUACAUCGCCGGCACCAUCCUCCUCCCCUACCUCGCCUCCCGCGCCCUCCCCGGCCUGCGCGCCCGCCUGCGCCGCCUCAUCGACCGCCGCCUCGCCGCCCUCCGCCAGCAGGACAAGGCCAAGACGCGCCAGGCCCGCGUCCUCGAGUACCUCUCCGCCCACCUCUCCUCCCUCACCUCCGCCGCGCCCUUCCAGGCCGUCGUCCUCGCCCUCUUCUACUUCAACGGCACCUACUACGAGCUCACCAAGCGCAUCCUCUCCCUGCGCUACGUCUUCACCCGCACCGUCCCCGACACCCCCGAUCGCGGCGGCUACGAGCUCCUCGGCGUCUUGCUCGCCAUUCAGAUGGCCGUCCAGGCCUUCCUGCACGUCCGCGACACCUUCUCCUCCGUCUCCGCCUCGGCACAGCGCGAGAGGCUGGGCUUCCACGCGGGAGAGCUGGACGUCUCUCUCAGCCACAACAACAACUACUCCGCCUCCAACAACGACCUCCUGCUCAGCGGCGUCGGCACCGUCGGGCCGCAGGCGACGAAAGUGGACAUUGCCACGACGACGCAUACCCCCGUGAGCGGCGUCCCGCGAUUCCACCUCGAAAACGAUUCGACAAUGGGGUAUAUCAAGGGCAGCCAGCAGCGCAAAUGCACCUUGUGCCUCGAGGAGAUGAAGGACCCUGCCGCCACGCAGUGCGGCCACGUCUUCUGCUGGGAAUGCAUAGGGGAUUGGGUGAGGGAGAAGCCCGAGUGUCCCCUGUGCAGACGCGAGGCCAUGGUGCAGCACAUACUCCCUUUACGC
Trichoderma reesei QM6a is the source of this 1119-nucleotide messenger RNA. RefSeq lists its product as uncharacterized. Gene Ontology annotation, biological process: protein import into peroxisome matrix. Gene Ontology annotation, cellular component: peroxisomal membrane. Gene Ontology annotation, molecular function: zinc ion binding. The transcript has a single exon. The record is from RefSeq and is a predicted model, not a curated record. Lineage: Eukaryota; Fungi; Ascomycota; Sordariomycetes; Hypocreales; Hypocreaceae. The annotation marks the transcript as partial.